This is a messenger RNA of Hemibagrus wyckioides, 2898 nucleotides long. RefSeq lists its product as uncharacterized. The record is from RefSeq and is a predicted model, not a curated record. The coding region runs from base 124 to 846 and encodes 240 amino acids. Gene Ontology annotation, biological process: positive regulation of hippo signaling. NCBI's taxonomy places the organism in Eukaryota, Metazoa, Chordata, Actinopteri, Siluriformes, Bagridae. The transcript has 7 exons. Gene Ontology annotation, cellular component: cell junction; plasma membrane.
CCUCCCAUCACAGUGAGUGUGUGUGUGUGUGUGUGUGCGUGUGUGUGUCUUCAGGAAGCCUCUCACACACUGCGGUGGAAAGCAGGGUGGCUGCUGCUGCUGCACUGGGCCAUGCGCUGAAGGAUGGUGCAUCAGGAGAAAUGUGUUUAUCAGGCCCAGAGGAUCGAGAGGGAGUCCAUCAGACAGAAACUGGCCCUGGGCAGUUUCUAUGACGACGGGCCCGUCUUCUUCGCCAGCAACAGCUGCCCAUCCCCACGGUUUCAGAAUGGCGUGAACCUGCAGGUGUGCUUCGUGAACGACAGCAACAGCGAUAAGGACAGCGACGCCGAGGACAGCAGGACGGAGACGAGUCUCGACACGCCCUUGUCUCCUGUGAGUAAGCAGAGCUCGUCGCUCUCGGACCGGGACACUUGUGAGGAAGAGGAAGAGGACGGGGAGUUUUGGCGGCUGCAGCGGCGGCUUGAGGAAGAAGCCCGCGGUGCUCUGGCUCUCGCUCGGCCCAUGGCACGCAUGCAGGUGGAGGUGGAGAGACACGUGCAGCUACACCGCAGGUCUCCGGUGGCCGAUCUGUUGCCGCACAUGCCACACAUCAGUGAGAGUCUGAUGAAGAGGAGUCUGAGGCCCGGGGACCUGAGAGACAUGAGCCUGGGGCAGUUACAGGUCAUCACCAACGACCUCCACUCACAGAUACAAGGUCUGAACGAGGAGCUCGUGCAGCUGCUGCUCCUGAGAGACGAGCUUCACGUGGAGCAGGACGCCAUGCUGGUGGACGUGGAAGACCUGACCAGGCAUGCGCACAGAGAGCAGAGACACAUGUCCAAAAGAAAAGGCGCCUGCUCCCUGUGACCCUCCUGACCCCCUCCGGAGCGGUUCAAGAGCCGUUAGUGUUGUGAUAGCGCUCGCAACUCAGCUUAACUAGACACGCGUGUCUCUUUUUAUGUGUUCCAAGCUUCAUGUGUUAAUCAGUCAUGCCGUGAGCUUUCGCGCUUGCCCAUGGUAGAGCAGGGGAAUGGAGAAGGUCAUCGGUGGAAGACCUGCAGGGUCGUGAUGAGCUGUACGGCCUGCAUGGUGCUGAGGGUGACGUGGAUCAUCAAGAAAUGCAACAAACCGCGGUGAAUUUGUUUGAUAUCAUAGACAAACCACUUCGAAGCAAAUUUCAGCGCGAAAAAAAAAACAUGCCAUAAAAUCCAUCCAAGAAAUGAAAUUUGAAGGAUAGAAUUCUAAUUAAAUUAGCUAAAACUCUAUUAAUCUAGCUAUUAUAUCAUUAUUUUUGUAAGUGUAUAAUAAUAAUCUUAUCGAUCUAUUCUAAAAUUCGAGCUAUUCUGUCAUUUCCAGUCAUAAUUCUAUAACAACUCCAGCAUUUCUCUCAUCAGACCCAUAACUCGAUCAUUUUAUAGGGUAGAGUUCUAAUUCUAGUCGCAAAUCGUAGAAUUCACGGAAAUUCUCUACAAAUUCUACAAUUCUAGUCUCUACAAUUAUGGAGUUAUGAUCAUGGUGAUAACUUGAGAAUUCCGUAGCUAGAAUCUUCAACCGCUGUGGCUACAAUUCUAUACACAGUCGUAGCCCUGUAGCCGCUGAAUUUAAAUUCUAGCAAUUUUACUCAUUUUAAUCCCACAAACAAAAGACAAACAUUUAGGAUUCGCAGAGGUUUAAGUGAAGGCUGACAGAAAUACAGCGUAUUCUUUAAAAUGUUUGGCUUUUUUUUUUUAACGUUUUAGCUCAUUAAUUAAUUAAUUAAUUAAUUAACUGCCAGACUUUUGAAAUCGUGAAGCAUUUUUUUUUUUAAUUUUUUAUUUUUUAACCAAAAAAAUCACUACGUUUUCGCUUUAUUUACGGACGAUGUUUUAGGUUGAGAUUGUAACACGACUCUAAAUAAGCUCAAAUGAUCCGGAUCACUUGCAUUUCUCAGUUCCCACAGAUUUUCUGAAGCCAGAUGCUGAAGCAGGGUAAAGAGAUUACUGAAGGUUUCGUUCCCAUCCAGAGUCCCUGCAUGUCAUGAUAUAAGACAGACUUCCCUCCUGAACUAAUAAAAAAAUCGCUUACAUCACCGCAAAAAAUUUUGCAUUAAUCACGCUGACAUUGUCCCUCACGCUAAAUUCUCAGGCAAUACGAGUUAGCGAAACUACACACCAUCAGCGUCAUAACCAGAGCUAGUUUAACGGUUUUCUCCAUGAUAUCAAGCAACCAUCUUUAAAGCGUAAGGUACAUUCCAGUGUUCGAGCAGGGGUUAAGAGAUUCGAGCUGACGGGAAUUUCUAAAAUAUAGCUAAAGUUUUAACUGCCUUCAGGUGAAAAUGUCGCCGUAGUGUUUGUCAAAAAUUUCUUACGUUAAAGUAGAUCAAGCCAACUGACAUUCCAGUAAUGAAGCCGGAUUCAACAACAACAAUAAAAGGAAAUAAACUUUAGUUUGUUAGUGUGGUUUCUCACGAUAAACUAAUUUCCAUUGGCUGACAUCUAAAGCAAGGCCAUGUCACAAUGUAGGGAAUAGCAGCUAAAGUUCACUCCCAUUCAUCCCGUAUGAUGAAAUCACGAACCUAGCCGAUUUGAAGCAUUUAGCAAACCUAGAAAUGAGCUGAUGUGGUAUAAAAGCUCACUUCUUUCCAGCUACAAUUGUUAGUUCUUUUUAAUUGCUAGUUAACUUCUAGUUAGCUAAGUUAGUCCCUACAACUUAUAGAACUUCAAUGUUAUGGUCUUAUAGUUAACUAUAGUUAGCUUAGUUACUUAAGCUUCCAUCAAUACAAUAACUUGCAUGAGAAAUCUGAUCGGUUAUCAGGAAACCUAGCAAAAAUCCAUUUCCUAGCGGCGUGAGAAAUCUUCGGAUGAAAUCGGAAGGUCUUGAAGUGUGGAGUCGGAUAACGCUGAAUUAACAAUCGCUCAAUAAACAACUUCCUUGCAGACA